Molecule: messenger RNA, 2514 nt
Organism: Phytomonas sp. Hart1
Lineage: Eukaryota; Euglenozoa; Kinetoplastea; Trypanosomatida; Trypanosomatidae
Source: the annotation of a GenBank genome assembly
AUGCAUUCCCCUUUUGAGGCGGUCCAUGGCCACGAUCGAACUUUCGUUCGAAGAAUGACGCCAGCAGAGUAUGGACAAGAGUUAGAGGAAGAGGAGAAGGAGCUGCGUGGUGAGGUCUGUAAGCAAGAGUGUGCUGUGGGAAGUGAUUGUCUUGAUAAACGAAAACCAAGACAGUACGAGCUCCGGCGUGCAGCCUUGACCUCGCGCGAUCCGCUGGUAACCUUCUCGUCCACAUUCCCCAUGUAUGAUCGUCUCGGUAGGGAGUUGUGCGUUAUGUAUCAAAUACACGACUGGGAUAUCCAUCAGGAACGUGACCGCCUGCAGCAGAAUGGCGAGGAGAAGCAGUGCCGUCGCUCCGGUGUGCGGCUCAGCAAUGAGUUGUGCGUUGAUUCAUUGCCAUCUCGUUUAUUAUCUGCUCCAGGUAAAGAAGACUUCUCGAUAACUGAUGACACUGGAGCAGCACCAAAGGGAAGGGGAGAAGACGAGAUAGAUGUUUCAGUUUCUGCUAUGAGCAAGUACUCAUCGUACUUACGCACACAUUCCGUCUCGGCACGCCCGUCGGAUUUUUCUAUUUACCGCGACAGUAUUAAGGCAUCUGCUCUGUUGGAAACUGUGAAGGACAUCAACAAUGAUUGUGGCAUUCGUAAGAUCGGAAGCCCAGUGCCGCCUCUAUACACAGCAGUUGCACCUAAUUUCGUCAUGGAGGCGGUAACUACAUCAGGGCCUACAAAGGAUGACGACGUGAUGCUGUUUGAUCCCUACCGCAGGGAGGGCGUAUCCUUGAGCCAGCACAAAUCCCAUGACAAGGAAAAUAGUCUUGCUGAUUUAAGACCAGCUUUGAGAUCUACCGAGACCGAGACGGCUCGAUGGCCACACAUGGCUAGGCUACGUGAGGAGGUGCCCCUGCAGGCUCGCCCUGCAGCGGGUACUAAGCGUGCUCGCAGUACGUCGCGGUUAGGCCGAAUUUCCUACGUUGAGGGGGCCUCGGAACGGAAGGACACCCAACCGGCGGCGGCAAUUAUUCUGCAGCGCCGCCCCGCCUCAUCAACUCCACCACCGCGCAUCACUACCAUACUCCACCCUGCGGUACAGCGGCUUCACGAGGACCACCCUGCAGGGGACAUCGCGACGGUCAUCGCCCCAGGUUAUGAUCCGAUUCGUUUGACAACAGUCCGUGAUUCGGUAGUUCCGCGCAUUACGACGCAGCUAUUUCGCCCAACCUGUGGUGGCACACAGGCUGGGCGAUACACCACGACCCUUGCACACACGCACUUGAUUUCAAGCACAACCUACGGGCUACAGGCUUCGGUGAUCGCCGCCCGCAAAGUGCACACCACUAUUGAGGACAAUUACCAAAGCUGUACCGCUUCGUAUCACUCUCUCCAAAGCUUUCCAGACACCCUGACUCCGGAGUUGCGAUGUGGGCUAGUGAUUCAAUUGGGUCAUCGCUGGUUUCGAUUGCUCUCUUUGUUUGUUGUGGCAGAGGUCUAUGAGAUUGUGGAGGUGUACCCUCCACGGCCAAAAUGUGAAACCGGUGUGUCGGGUCUGCACUCCCCACCGCCACCGUCGUUUCUUGACGAACAAGCUGCCGCUUCUGGGAAAACGCUUCCUGCCAGCGUUAUCCCUUCGGAGGCUGACAUGGAUCGACCCCGUCGCGAGGGGGACCUUGAGCAGGAAAGAGGGGAACCCAAACCGGUGAUAGAAAAGGAAUACGCACAGGAAAAGUAUCCCCAGAGGUUCAAUGCUUCCGAUAUGGUGUGUGUUCCUAUUCAUUCCGACGGCCCACAAACCCUUCUUUACCGUUGGCGUACCAACUAUCUUCCUUUUAAGGGCAAAGAAAGUCGACGCGCAGCGUUGGGACUUGCACUUGCUGCGCCAGGGGUUACCAUCGAUGGGUUUGACUUCGCAGAUGGUGGGCUUACGUUAGUGACAAUUUCCCAAGGCAACCGCGCGGUCUCGAUGAGCAGCUUACCUCUUUCCACAGCCUCCUACGUAACCUUGCUGAAGACCGUGCUGAGGUUACUAUCUUUUAUGGUGGCACGCCGUAUUAUUCACGGCAACAUGACCUCCCUCGGAGAGCUACUGUUGGUCCACCCAGUAGGGACAACUGGGGCACCCAGGGAGGAUGUGUUGGGUGCUAACAACCUAACCACACUUCCGGUAGUGGUACCUAUUCAUUGGGAGCGAUCUCUAGAUUUUAGCAUGUUUAUGGACCGCAACGCCGGUCGAACCAUUCCUUAUGAUACCGAGGACGGCAGCGAAAGACCUUUGCUGACGUAUGGCAAGGAUUUAGCAUCAGUUUUGAACUGCUUUUUCGAUCACGAACUGUCCAAGGAACUCAAUUCCGAGCAGUAUGCUCUCUUGCAGCGUCUUAUUAUUAUGACUGGGGAGCCUACUCAGGUUGCCAAUUUCCUUGUUCAGAUAAAGAAUAUAAUGAGCACACUCCCUACAGAUCUAGUUGCGCUUCAGCAAGCACACAAAGCGGCGGUAUCGUUUUACGGUGGAGAUGCGUAG